AUGGCUCCCGUUUUGCCGAUCGGGGAUAUCCCCGACAUUCCAGUGAUGUCGGUGGAGACUCGCGAUGCUCCAUCAGACCUUCUUCUCGAUCCCACGCCCUCCCUCAACUACAAUACUCUCGUCGCACGCGCCAAAUCUACAACAACAACAGCCGGCGAUGCACCUGUCCGCGGGGCAGGCACAGUCAGUCCUAGCAGUAUCAAAAUGCAGGGCCUGAUGGCCCUGUUUGCCAUCAUCGGUGCAGCUUUCGUCAUCGCCGGCAUCUGGUUCUUUUUCUGGGCCAAGAACGGCGGCUUCGUUUGGCGCAAAGGAGACUGGGAUGACUACAAAUCGACCGUAUUGCGUCGAAAGGGACCCGACGGCAAAACCCUCAGUAACGCCACAAAGAGUACAAAGCUAGGCGGAGGCAGUGUCGUUGGCAAGGGCUACAGCGAUGAUGGAUACUCCUACGCCGACUACGAUACCUACGCGGAAACCGCAACAAACCCGGAGACAGCGACAGUAAUGACCGAAGACAAGCCAAAGAAGAAGAGACGCAACUUCCGAGACAAAUUCAGACGCCGCCAAAAAGAUGAGCAAUACGAAGGCGAAGGCGACGACGAUGUUCGCGCAUACCGUGAAGAAAAGCCCGCUCGUAUUGGCGGCAUGAACCGACAAGCCGAAGGCACCUACAAUGGCAGCGACUACGACUCCUCUGCCGUUCCGACCAACUACCAACAGAGCGAGAUGAGUGAGGUACGAGACUACGCAUACGAACAGCCCCGUCGCCCUCACCGCGGCUCUCGCCGUGCCCCCCGAGACUUCUCCUUCACUGCCGGCAGCGAAGAGGUCCUCAGCCAGACCACUGAAGAAUCCCAACUCCGUGAUCCGUCUCAGCGCCGCCAGAAUCGCCGACGUGAUCGUGAACGUGAGCGCAGUGCUGCUCCCCCUCCUGCGCCUUCUUCUCGCACCAGCAGCCCCCGCAAAAAGGACCGUCGCUCUAUGCCCGGUCACUUUACUGAGCCGCUGGAUUUCUCAUCUGCUGGUUCCCGCUCGGAGUACCAGUACUCGAAUGUCGAUACUGAGGACUCUGCCGGUACUAAGAGCUAUCACCACCCGAUCCCUGGACUGACCAAGGGCUAUCGCCGUGAUGGUCGCGAGGAGCGAAGCCACCGCCGUCGACGUGACAGUCUGAGCGACAGCGAUUAA
Molecule: messenger RNA, 1188 nt
Organism: Penicillium cosmopolitanum
Lineage: Eukaryota; Fungi; Ascomycota; Eurotiomycetes; Eurotiales; Aspergillaceae
Exons: 1
Coding region: 1-1188 (395 amino acids)
Source: RefSeq, a predicted model, not a curated record